Messenger RNA from Clupea harengus (Atlantic herring), 3086 nucleotides. It is a transcript of the gene nt5c2l1, whose product is annotated as 5'-nucleotidase, cytosolic II, like 1. NCBI's taxonomy places the organism in Eukaryota, Metazoa, Chordata, Actinopteri, Clupeiformes, Clupeidae. Gene Ontology annotation, molecular function: 5'-nucleotidase activity. The record is from RefSeq and is a predicted model, not a curated record.
CACAUGCUUACGACAGUGCAAUGUGGGGUGUGCAUAGGUUCACGAAACGUACCCGCGCCCAGGCGCACCAGCCUUCUUAACGGAAGAGUUGUUUACUUACGGAAAGCUUCAGUUGUUUGAUGCUCUUCUGUCCCUUUAAAUGCUGUGUGGUUGAAGUUGAGUUGAACCGUGCGGUAUGGGAAGCUUUGCGGCUGAAGCUACUAGGAUCAUGGAUGAACCAGAAACGCAGAAGAAGUUGGAAACUGAGGCAGUUUAUGUACCUAAUGUAGGUUUAGCGAAGAAAAAUUAUCUUAACAGGGUGUUUGUCAACCGCUGUCUAACGCUGGAAAACAUCAAGUGCUAUGGCUUCGACAUGGAUUACACCCUGGCCAUGUACAAGUCCCCAGAGUAUGAGGCGCUGGGCUUUGAACUGCUCAGAGACAGGCUGGUGUCCAUCGGCUAUCCCCACGAGCUGCUCCGUUACACCUACGAGCCGGAGUUUCCCACCCGUGGGCUUGUGUAUGACACCAUGUAUGGGAACCUUCUGAAGGUGGAUUCCCAUGGCAACAUCCUGGUGUGCACUCAUGGCUUCACCUAUCUUAAAGGUGAAGAAAUCCAUACCUACUACCCCAACAAGUUUAUCCAGAGAGAUGACACAGAGCGCUUCUACAUUCUCAACACUCUGUUUAAUCUGUCAGAGACAUACUUGUAUGCGUGCCUUGUGGACUUUUUCACCAGUUGCACACGAUACAAAAUGUGCACCCAGGGCUUCCAGCAUGGAGAUCUCUUCAUGUCCUUCAGGAGUAUGUUUCAGGAUGUGAGAGAUGCUAUGGAUCACGUUCAUGACACUGGCUCACUGAAGGAAAGGACCAUAAAGAACUUGGAGAAAUAUGUGGUAAAAGAUCCAAGGAUCCCAUUGCUCCUGAGCCGUGUUAAAGAGGUGGCCAAAGUGUUCUUGGCAACAAACAGCGACUAUGGCUACACAGAGGCCAUUAUGAAGUAUUUGUUAGAAGUUCCUCCUGGUGCAAGGAACAGCGCACCGAAGAAAUCCUGGCGCAAUUUCUUUGACCUGGUUGUUGUGGACACACGGAAACCUGUGUUCUUUGGUGAGGGGACGGUCUUGAGACAGGUGGACACGUAUACGGGAAAACUCCGCAUCGGGACUUAUACUGGAGAUCUGCAGCACGGGACGGUCUACUCUGGAGGCUCCUCUGACAUUGUGUGUGACCUGCUGGACGUGAGGGGCAAACAAAUCCUGUACGUGGGAGACCACAUCUUCACAGACAUCCUCAAGUCCAAGAAACGGCAGGGCUGGAAGACUUUCCUGGUGGUGCCCGACCUCAUCAAAGAGCUUCAUGUCUGGAUGGAAAAGAAAUAUUUGUUUGAGGAGCUGAAGACUCUCGAUGUCUACUUGGCUGAUUUCUACAAACAUUUGGACAGCGGUAGUCAAGAGCGUCCAGACACCAGUGCCAUCCAGAGCAAGAUGAAGAAAGUGACGUACGGUAUGGACAUGUGCUACGGUAAGAUGGGCAGCCUGCUGCGCUUUGGCUCUGCCAAGACCCUGUUUGCCAGCCAGCUGCUGCGGUAUGCCGACCUGUAUGCCUCCACCUGCCUCAACCUGCUACACUACCCCUCCAGCUACGCCUUCAGGGCCCCACUCGUCCUGAUGCCACAUGAGUCUGCAGUGGACCACCUCAUCAAAGAACACUCCUCCUUAGAACACUCACUGCCCAUUCACGAGCUCAAGACGGUGGACAUCAAGAAAACCCACGUGGAGAACCCUACGGCAUUAGAUGAGACAUGAGGAUGUUGGUGUGUGUGUGUGUGUGUGUGUGUGUGUGUGUGUGUGUGUGUGCAUGAGGGGAGGAGGGAGCGAGAGCAGGUGACUGUUUGUUAAUAAGAGGUUUUUGUGCAGUAUCUUUACAUCCAAGGGCUCAGAGAUGACCACUAGUGCAUGUGUUGGACGCUUGGUUGUGUUAGUAACAUACUAACCCCAGCUGUGGUAGUCUUGCUGUGAUUAGGUCUCAGACUGUAUUUUUACAAUAGUUGUUACUUGCUAAUAGUGUAGGAAAUGACUUGUAUUCUGGAGUGUUUAAGUGUGAUAGUGUGUUUAAUUUAUGUUAUUUAUCAGUAGGUUUUUUUAGAAUAUGUGGUCCUUUUGAAUGGCUUGUGACUACUGUUAAGGUAAAACACAUUAGUUUAAAAUUCAACAUUCUUUUUUUUUUAAUCGCCCCCCAGCAUAUGCAGUCAAAAGUUCAGCAGAAACCAACACAUUUUUUUUUAGGACACACCUUUGCAUACCUGCCAGGCAGAGCAGUUAGAGCAGUUAAAGUCAUGUGCACAUGGUUUCCACACUCCCACCACUAAAACGUCUAUAACAGGCCAAUGCUAUAUUUUUAAACUUUCAUUUUUAAAUUUACUUUGUCAUCCUUGACAAUGCAGUGCUGCGCAUCCAUGUAAUAGUUGGUUAAUUUCAUGUAACAUUGAGCAUUUUUCCACCCCUUUUUCCCAUCCUAUGUAGUGUUACCAAUACAAGAAGACCAAAGUGAUUUUUUUAUAUUUUGAAGAUAAAUUGAUAAACCGACUUUCAUAUUUUGUUCAGUCUUGUGUAAUGCCAAUCACCGUCUGAGACAAGUUUUGUGCACGGUCAAUUGAGUUUUUGGCUCCUUUCUUUUGAAUUGAUGCUUCUUUUUAUGAAGACGUUCAUGCAUUCAUUUUAUUAAUAUAUUCUAAAAUGGUAGAAUUAUGAUGGUUUGACUUAAUAGUACCUAAACGACCAAAAUGUUAACCCGACAAAAACACCAAGUGCCUUACCCAUAGUGCCUGCCUGCAUCAAGCAUUCCGCUCCUCACCUCCGCAUGCUCCCGUAUACGAACGAACAUAUUUUUCCCGCUAGAUGGCGAUAGAAACAUAUAUACCGUAAAGAUCAUUUCAGCGUGCGAAUGAAGGUUUGUUUUUUAUUAGAAUCAAUGAGCAAGUGUCAUACUUGGGUGCCUAUAUCGUCCACAUCAGAGAAUGUUAUUUCUAAAGUACGCUGUUGUUGAAUAUAGACAAUGUGAAUGUAUAUAUUUAAAAUGUAUUAAAUAAAUGCCUUAAUAUAUCUUUUA